UAGAGGAUGUGGUCUGCUGUGAGAUGAGGAAGAAAGUGAGGAGGAAGGAGUACACAACGAAAACGAGCUCGUAGCAAACUGCUCGCUGUCCUUUGAGGGCAGAGGAGACCUCUACAACUGGAUUAUUUCUCAUUUUGAGAGCAGAGCCAUUCAUUUCUGUGAGGAUGCAUUGAAAGAAGGAAGACGAUGGAAGUGGAGGAGACUGGUGAAAUGAGGACUUCCUGGUCUGUGUCAGGAGAUACACUCUCUGUCCUCUAUGACCAUGCUGGGAAGAAGAGAAAACAAGAUCCGAUAACUGAACCUGUCAUCAGAAUUAUGGAGGAUGAUGAGGAAGAUGAGGAGGGGGAAAUAAUGUCUGAUCACAAGGAUUCAGAGGAGCCCAGUAACAAAAGGGUCAAACCUGUGGCAAAGUCCAACAGCCUGACAGGUGUCAUCACACCAGUGAAAACUCCUGCUCUUAAACGCAUAGGGCAAUCUAUUUCGCGAUCCAUCAGCUUUCGCACAGAUGCUCGACCUUUGCCCCCUGCCCCCCUGCGUAGUCGCACUAAGGCCUCAUCCUUUCCACGUAGACGCAACAGCCAGUGUUGGAGCGACACCGUGGAGAGCCAUGACCUUACUGCAAAGGAAAUCAAACGCCAAGAGGUGAUCUAUGAGCUGACUCAGGGAGAGAGGCAACUUAUAGAGGACCUCAGUUUGGUCAAGAAGGUUUACUAUGAGCCCAUGUUGAAAUUGGACAUAAUGACAGAAAGUGAGCUUGGACAAAUCUUUGGGACUUUAGAUUCCCUCAUUCCGCUGCAUGAAGAUCUUCUGGCUCGUCUAGAGCGACUGCGGGGCUCAGAGAAGACGGUCGGAGAAGUGGGGCCGACUCUGUUAAACUGGUUCCCUUGCCUGGAGGCCUAUGUCACCUACUGCUGCAAUCAGGUGGGAGCCAAAGCUUUGCUGGACCACAAGAAGCAGCAGAAAAGAGUCGAACACUUCCUGCGCCUGUGUCAGGAGUCUUCCUUUAGUAGGAAAUUGGAUUUGUGGAACUUUCUGGACCUACCUCGAAGCCGGCUGGUUAAAUACCCACUGCUGUUGAAGGAGAUACAGAAGUGCACGCCUCCAGAUCACCCAGACGAGGACUCAUUACCUGAUGCUCUGGAACUGAUCCAGAGCAUCGUGGCCGAGGUGAACAAGAAGACGGGGGAAGCAGAGUGCCAGUUCUACAGGCGAGGAUUAAUCUAUGUUGAAGAGAGUCAGAGAAUACCGGAGAUCCACCAGUCCCGCUUCCUCUACUGCCAUGGAGAGCUUAAGACCAACAAAGGACAGAAGCUGCAUGUGUUUCUGUUUGAGCUGGCUUUGGUGCUGACCAGACCAGGGGAGGACAGAGACGGCGGGCAAAUGUUUAACGUGUACCGGCAGCCUCUGCCCAACACCUUGAUAAACUUAGAGGAGAUUCCGGACAGUGAAGCUGGAGGGGGAGGAACCUUCAGGGGAGCGUUUACAGGAGGAAAUGAUAAAGUGAAGAACUGCUUCCGUGUGAGCAGCAGAGGGCGCUCCAAAGUCAACCCUUACUGCCUGCAGGCCAACGACUCCUUCAGCAAGCAGCAGUGGAUCACCUGCCUGCGCCAGGCCAUCGUACAGUCACGGGACAGGAGUGCUCACACCAGCCAGUCGCCGCUCUCCCUCCACCCUGAUCCCGGCCUGUGUCACAUAGCCGAUCUCAGCCUCAGCUCGGACACAGACAUGACAGACCACACCAGUCGCUGACUGGAGAACUGAUCACUCCGUUGCUCUUUUGGGGGUCAAGAUGGGUCUCUGGAGAAGGAAAGACACCAAAUGGACCUUUUUAUGAACAGUUCUGAUGAAAGACUGCUGGGAAUUGCAAAACAUUUUUUUGUUUUUUUUUUAAAUAAAAGUGCUGACUGUGAACAGUGUUACUGUUAUUGAAU
Messenger RNA from Cyprinodon variegatus (sheepshead minnow), 1931 nucleotides. It is a transcript of the gene arhgef3l, whose product is annotated as rho guanine nucleotide exchange factor 3-like. Gene Ontology annotation, biological process: positive regulation of Rho protein signal transduction; intracellular signal transduction. The transcript has 13 exons. The record is from RefSeq and is a predicted model, not a curated record. The coding region runs from base 187 to 1749 and encodes 520 amino acids. Lineage: Eukaryota; Metazoa; Chordata; Actinopteri; Cyprinodontiformes; Cyprinodontidae. Gene Ontology annotation, molecular function: guanyl-nucleotide exchange factor activity.